Messenger RNA from Bactrocera latifrons, 10051 nucleotides. RefSeq lists its product as uncharacterized. NCBI's taxonomy places the organism in Eukaryota, Metazoa, Arthropoda, Insecta, Diptera, Tephritidae. The record is from RefSeq and is a predicted model, not a curated record. The transcript is spliced from 4 exons. Gene Ontology annotation, cellular component: nucleus. Gene Ontology annotation, molecular function: zinc ion binding. The annotation marks the transcript as partial.
AUAAAAUCCAAUGAUGGACUGCCACAGCGUAUCUGCUCGAAAUGUAGCGCGCAAUUCUACAUUAUCCACAAGUUUCGUCGUAAAUGCCUCAAGGUACAAAUCAGAUUGCGUUCGCUUUUCGACAAAACCCAGUGUUGGGAAUAUGAAGAGCUGUUGGCGCGAGUGGCGGCCGAGCAAACGGAAGAACAGCCGGCCGCGCUGCCUUCGCAGACGAAAUCGAAGCCAAAUAAUUGCCAAAGACAGCGCAACCAGGAGACGCAAACCACAGACGAGCUGGAGACCGCGUUGAGCGUGAAUCUGCCACCGGUGUUGGACAUUGGCAACGAUUUAAUUAACGAUAACUACAGCAAAUCUCCGCGUACGGGGCUGGAACUCAACGUUAAUGCGGCCAAUGCCGCCAAUCUCGGCCAUACCGGCAAUGCGGCUAAURCUACGACGACGCGUCUGAGCGGUAAGGGCGACAGCAGUGAGACGUUCAAGUUGUCUGCUGCAGAGAAGACAGCAAUCGCCACAACAACUACAGCAACAACCACAAUAGCUACGGUACGAACGUCCUCCCCUUGCGCGAUACAAAAGCCAUUACUGGGCGUUGAACCAACAAAGCCCAAAACGAAAGUGCCAAACAAUGAUUUGACGACGUUGGAUGUUGAGGCGGCUCUGGGACGUGAUGUAAAUAGGCGGCGUGGCGGUCGAAGCGUCGAUCAAGAGUCACUGCUGGCAACGCAUAUUAUUUUUAAGCCCACAACGGSGUCGGAAUGUACAAAAGCCAAUAAGAGAACAGCCUCACCAACAAAUCCAACGACUGUGUUGAUGCGAACGCGAUCGGCGCGAAAAAGGCCGAUUAGUUGCCAGCAAGCAAGCAAUGAGGAUGAAUUAUCCUUGGCCGCACGGUUAAAAGAUGAGGCGCGAGCAGAUGAUUGUCUUGCCGCUGUUAAUGACGUUGAUGAUGAUGAUGACGAUGAGGUGAAAAAUGAGGCAUUGGCGCGGACAGACGUCGUAGUGCCGACCGACGCCGACCAGUCUGUGGAGGCCAUAGCCAAAACGGCGUCGCUAGGCGCGUCUCCAUCUCCAUCUCCGUCUCCGUCUCCGACGUACUCUAGCGGCGAGCCAAAGCAUGCCGAAAAUUGUGUGCAACGCGAGAAACGUGCAAGAGAGCGGGAACGAACACGAGACGAUGUUGGCCAGUGUGUACGCGAAGGAGAACGAGAAACAGAAGCGGAAAUCGCGUCAGCAGCAGUAUUUAUGGAUACGCGACACGCCCAGUCGUCCACAGCGACGACUAAAGGGGCGGUAGAGACGGAGGCGGUGCCGGCGAUCUCAUGUGAUGCGGACACRUUAAUAGCGCGUUGURGCGGUGAUUGCGGCGGCAAUGUUGUUAAAGCUAUCACAGAUGAGCCUCUGACUGAAAUUUCGAGUUCAACGCGGCACAACAAGGUAGACGACGACGACGUCGUCGAUUUGUUACAACCAGCUGUUGUUGUUAACACCACUAAGGCAACACCAAUGGACGUCGACACAUCGUCGGUGCAACAGAAACCGAUUAGCGGUCAAGCGGUCACAAAAACACCAACAAUUGCUAAUAAUACCGAAACCAGCGCGACUACAGCGACGGCAGCGGUGGCGGUGACGGCGRUGGUAGAGUUAACUAAAGCACCGACGAAUGAUGUACAAAGCAGUAAACAAACAGUGGAAGCGUCCGAGAUUAGUAAUUUGGCAAUUUUGCCGGCAACAACGACGAAUACGACGACGUGCAACAACGAGGCUGUGAAAGAUGGUGCGGCUGCUUUGCAGAUAAUUGCCAGUGAAACUGAUGCAAGCAAGGCGGCGACGUCGGCGGUAGUUGUGGCUAAUAAUAAGGGAGUUGCUGGCAACACUUUAAAGUCAAGCUUGAAUCGCACUUCGAGUCUGAGUAAUGUACAAGACGAUGGCUGCGGUGUUGGCGGUGAGCAUCAUUUGCAAACUGAUGAACGUUUGGCUGCUGAAAAUGUGCCUGUUACCGUGGACGCUGAUGGUAAUGGCGAUGAUGAAGGCGUUGAAACGCUAAUGGCAACAGUUGAACAGCCAAGACCAACAACAGCUGAGCACAAAGACAACAUUGAAACUGUUACAGCUGCGUACUCAACAGAAACCGAACUACUAGAAACCGAACUACUAGAAACCGCAACCGCAAUAGAUCCCAACUCCGAGAGCGCAGUCUCCGCUUUCAUAACAAAAGCUGCGCUCAAAGCUUACAGCACCUCGCCGAAAUGUCGUUCGCUCGCACGUCGCCAUAUGCAGCAUAAGCUGCGACGUACACUGAAGGGACCCAUUGUCCACUUGCUUGCCAACUCGCCUGCCUCUACAUCRGCCGCCGCGGCGGCUUUCACCGCCAUACAUUAYAAGAAGAAGCAAGUACGACGUAGCCUUACAAAACUAACGUCUGAGCGCGCGACGGCUCUGCUCGAUGGUGAGGCAACCACGGUGGCGACGGCCAGCAACGAUAUUGAUACGACUAGCAUAGCGGAAGGCGCUGACUCUAUGACGCGAUCAACACAACCAACAUUUUCCUAUUAUGCGACAGCGCGUCGUGGUCGUCGACGACUUAAAUGGCGUGCACGCUCUCGUCACCCUUAUUUCGAUAAACACUCACGCACAGAGAGUGCGUCAACCGAUUAUGUUGUUGACGUAGAUAAGGCUGAGUCGGUKACACGGCUACCCUCAUGUUUUGUACGCUUACGGCGCUUAGAAGCCACUGAGUUGUAUGAAGAGGUGACAAAGUCUAUGUCGGCAUCAGCUGCAACAGUUGCUUUGCAACACACGAACGAAACAGAUGUUCACACAGAUCCGCUAAUGGACAAAGAAUGCGUAGCAUUAAAAGUCACUGACGCAACUGAAGACAUGUCCAAUACACGCUUAGUGCUCAAACGUAAAUUAGCAGCUGAUGAAAGCGAAGGCUCACAAUCGACGCGCUCACCUUGGCGCACCAAAGCCGAAAUGAAGGAAAGCYUACAGAAAGAAACUUCUAUGGAUAUUGUGGCAGAUCAACUACUACCGUCCACACCAAGCGAACCAACACCGUUUGUAACGCCCACCGAAACCCAAAAGACUGAAUUAUACCUAACUGAGACAGCUUACAGCACAGAUGGAGAUAGUACCACGACAACCGCGGGCGGAAUUUGCAUAGAGCGACGCAGCAAACGCAUUAAGAAGCGACGCAAAUUAUUAGAGGAAACGAAACGACGUGACAAUGCCACCGACGGAAAAGUAAUGCCUAUUAUUUUAAAGUUAGUCCAAGAGAAACUUCCGGAAGCGUGUGGCUCGUGCGCCACCAAACAAACUUCUGAUAAAAUAAGCCURACGCCGAAUUYACAAUGCGCUUUGCCACGCCCAUUGACRGCAGCGCGUUAUCAUGUCGUUGGCAGCUUAUCCAAGCCGCAGAAUGUAGAGGUUCCGAGYAGUGAGUCKCAAAAGCGACGUCGCUUUCGUCCCAAACGCUCAUGCUGUCGCGAAAACUGCAGCUUGACUGAUGACGCAGCCACAACCGAGGACGAGCACGCGCCAAAUGUGAUACACAAGCCAGACAACACCAUCCUUCCACCACAGCUUAUCAGCCAAAAUAAGGGCAAAAUGGUAAUAGAUAAUGUAAAUAUAUUGAACGUCAAUACUUGUGGUGAGUCCACCCAAGAAAAUUGUGAUAAGAAUACGAAGAGCGUCACAAUGACCAAUACAUCUGAGGCCUCARCUGCUGAUAAGCCGUCACUUUCUGUCGUUAAGUUGACGCCAACUAAAACCRYGCCUGGCGCGUCAAUGUCUCUAAAGACCUUUUCUACACUYAUGUCCAACCCAACAAAGUCUACGUUGUUUACCUCUCCAAUGAAAGCGGAUAUUAUAGAGUCACCCACGAAGUCUUCACCGUCAMMUGUGAUGGCAAAAAUGACAACGCACACAACGCCAACAACAACUUCAACCGCAAACACCCAACCAGUGUCCGUUCUCUUACGUAAUCAGCUAAUAGUGCGCGUACCGCUCUCUAUACUAUCUGCCGAUUUCCAAAAGAAAUUCCUGAAAACAACAAACGUGCAGAAAACACCAAUCAAAGCGACCUUGUCUGACACCACAGCGGUGACCACUGAGACGUCUAAAGUGUUAACUUUGACAGAAAAACUUACGACAAGUUCCCAAGAGAGAGAGAAGGCAGAAACAGCUGAGCCCGGUCAUAAAAAAGUUGAGGCCAGAGAACCAACACAAGCCAAGGAAAAUAAUACAAUGCACAGCAAUAGAGAUGGUAAGUCUGAAGGUGCCAUAACAUCCACUGAACUGCCGCAUGCCAGCGACGAACAGUCAGCUAACGAAGGCCAAAUUUCGAAAGUUAACGCACAAGCAGCGCAGUUCCCAGCCGAUGCCACUAAGGCACAACUUAUACCUUACAGCGGCUAUGCUUGCGGCGGCAGCCAGUAUGAGAGCGAACAAAGUGAUUUUAUGGGCUUCAGCGACGGUACUGGGUCAAGUCCGAAUCGGCGCGUGGACUGCCUAACGAACAACAAUGCUUUGUAUUCGAGCUGCGCCGUACCAACAAUUGCAACGCAGCCCCAAGCGUCCGCGGAAACUUUGACUGACGCAAAAUUGCAUGAAUUCAUAAGUGAAUUCGCGCCUGAGUUCGCUGAUGAGUCCGAAGCGCCACAAGCCAACGAAUUGCAAGCUACGUUGCCAGCCGGCGAAGUGACCGCUGCAUUACUUGCUGAAGCUGAGGCCGGAGCCGAGACAGUUGCAACACAGCAACAUACACAGCUGCUAAGCGAAACGAACUUGAGUGAGAUGCAGGACGUGGAGAACACACUAAGUGGCAUACUCAAUGAAAUGCAGGAUCAGCACAUUUACACGCCAGUCUCGUCCAGUGCAGAUGACUUUUUCGCACAAUCCGUAUACUCGCCACUCUCCGAACCACCAACCACGCCCACACACAGCAUGUACGCUGAAAGUCCGCUCGGUGGCGUCGGCAGUGUGGGCAGCAGCAGCAUGGCCGGCGGUGGUGGCAGCUUAUCAGUGGCCUCCAGCCCUUAUGUCCAACACAUGCAUAUGGAACCGGCAAGCGUAAGCAGUGGACAGAUGUCAGAGCCAUCACCACUAUCGGCGCCGAUGUCCGUCGGUCCACCGGCACAUCAGCAGCAGUCGACGCAGCAAACGCAGGGUGCCGCUGCUGGUUAUGGCAAGCAAUAUGGCAAUAAAUACGGUGAAUGCUUCACGGAAGACAGCACACAGUCGGAGUUGAUCGGCUUCCAAAAUGAUAUACCCUGCUUUGAGAAUAUUGAGUUGGUGGGAGCAGCUGCCAACAAUGCGUCUGCUAGUCCGGCAAGCAGCCAAAAUGAGCAAAGCCCGCGUGACUUGGAAAUGCGCACAUUAGCGGCGGUGUCUCUUGAGGAGGCGACUAAUUGCAAGGUGGGCGUUGCAAAGGCGGAUACUCUGCAGUAUAUGGGCACUGACAUGAACGCUUGCGUCAACGAGCCUAACAACGGUGUGCAGGUGCAUGCGCCUGCAACGGAAUUGCCCGCGACGUGUGGUGCAGACGAUGGCUCUACCAAGGAGUAUUCAGUAGAUAGCGCGGCGUUCGCGCAGCUGCUUAAUGACAUCCAGGAGACAGAGCGAGUUGUGGAGCAACGUGCGCGCGCGCAGGCGCAAGAGGAUAAAGCGCAAGAUGCAACGGUGCAGAAGAAACAGCAACACCGACGGCAGCAGCAACAUGUAGUACCGCAGCCGCAGCAACAGCAACAACAACAUCAGCAUGCAUUGCAACAGCAAAUGCUGCCAGCAGAGGGUGCGCCGUCGCAGCAACUAAUUCAACAGCGACAACUGGCGCAACAACAACAAUUGCCGCAGGCUGAGCUACUCUUACAACAGCAACGUGAGGAAGAGCUGCUCAAACAACAACAGCUGCUGCAGCAACAGCAGCAACAACAAGAGCAUCUGAUGCAGCAGAAAUUGUUGGAACAACAACAGCAGGAACAGCUAAUGCAGCAACAAUUGCUGGAGCAACAACGGCGACACCAACAGCAGCAGCAGCAACAACAGCUGUUGGAACAACAACGUGAACGGCAGCGACAACAGCAACAACAACAGCAGGCGUUGGAGCAACAACGCAAGCAGCAACAACAACAGCAGCAGCGUACACAAAUCAUACACCAAACUGUGCUUGCCACGCCCAAGCAACAACACGCACCAGCUCACGCGCACACGCAAGCCGGCCAACAACAGAAACAACACUACAUCACCUUGCCGCCUAGCUGCGCUUACGAGGCGGCGCAACUGCAACUGGCGCAAGCGGCCAACGCCAUACAGCCAAUACAAAAUCUGGGCGUUGGUGUGAAUCUGUACGCCCACGGCCUCGGCAGCGGACAAGAAAUCCAAUGGGCGUCCAGCGCCGAUCUCACGGGCCUCUCGCCGGCCAUCAUCGAGGCGCCAGCCGCCGGCGGUGGCACCACCACCUACUACAUUAGCGCCAGCGAUUUGUAUCAGCCCAAUUUGAUUGCCACCACCACCACCGGUAUGUCGCCGCAUUUGGCUGGUACAGCGCAGCAACAUGGCCACCACCACCAACAACAACAACAGCAUCGCCAUGCAAUCGAGUUGAACAAAUCAUCAGUGGUCGAUGCAAAUGAGAAUUACAUUGAAGGCGCUACCUCUGCAGUACAACAGCGACCAGCGUGCCAACAACAACCACAACAGCAGCAACAAAUAAUGAUUGUGAUACCGCAAGAUUACGGCAAACCCGGCAGUAACGGCGCCACCCCACAAUUGUACGCCACAACCGCCGGCACACCUGAACCGCCGACCACAUAUCAAUUGUCGCAGGCGCCACAAGCCGUCAUCAUGCAACAUGCACAACCACAAAUGACGGGACAACCGCUGCCACAUAUGUCAACGGUACAGGUGAAUGGCAUCAAUUUGAGUCCACAAUUUAUCGCUUCACCUACAGUGAAUUCGGCUCAACGCACUUUGCAUCAGACGCCGCCUUCGCGCCACAUGCAACACUAUCAGUUGCACAACGCCACACCACCGCCACACUCAGCCGCCGCGCAGGUUGCCAAUCGGCCGCCGCGCUGCGCUUCAACACCCUCCGCAUCGCACUACCAACAACGACAACAACAUCCGCCACAACAACAAAUACAACUGCAAGCAGUACACGGCACACCGCAAGUACGUAUGUUGCAGCACACGCGCACACGUCAACCCGCCAUGCAGCAACUACAAUUGAUCCAACCGCAUCCGCAACCGCAAACAGCAAAACCAAUUGCCACAAUCGCAGCUAAACCAAGCAAUGCCGGCAACGCUGGCACCACCUCACAAAAAGUCAAUUUGGUUUGUCGCUUCUGUCACAAACGCCCCAAGUUUACCAGCAAUCUCGACUAUAGCAAUCACAUUAUUGCCAUGCAUCCGGUGGAGACGCCAUUCAAUUGUCCCCACUGCCCGAUGCAUUUUACGCGUCGCGUAAAACGUCAACAACACAUUGUCGAAGAGCACGGCGCACAGCGCUUUCAGUGCGCCCAAUGCGGUCAAAGUUUCUGCACGCAACGCGCACUCGAUCAGCACUUGCAACGCGCCCAUGCAUUGGAGCCAACGCAGCCACUGCAAACGCAAGCACCAAAACAAUCGCCCUCACAGGCGGGAGGCGCGCAGCAACGUCUAUCGCGGCAGCAAACACAAAAUUUGGCGACCGCACAGCCGACGGCAACGCAUCAAAUGCAACAAUCGCCACAGCGACGCAAAUGUUUCCUGCAACAGCGGCCUACGUGGCUGGAGAGUCGCCAUCGCAACGCAGCAAUGGCCUCGGUAGCAGCGGCCGCUGCCGCGUCCACCAAUUCGCAAACGUCGAUGGUGCGUGUCGAGGAUGUGCAUCUGCAAAUGUGCGACGAUGCGGCUAAAGGCAAGAAACCCAUUGAUUUGCAACUGGACACCACGCAAUUGAGUGCCGAGUCUACAACUACAACAACACACAAGCCGGCCGGCGGCAUGCACACGCCAUCGCCGAGCUUAAGCGGCGGCAAGCCACAACGCAUACUCUGCUGUCCCGACUGCGAUGACCCUUUCAAUGAAGACCAUGCGCAUGCGCAACCAUGCGCACCACCGCAGCAGCAACAACAACAGGAACUGCAAGCGCAAAUGCAACACCAACAGCAGCAGCAGCAACAACAACAACAACACKGUGACUUCCUCCAACAAUUAGAGGACGAAAGUGCAUUUGAGGAAGAAGAACAACAACAACAACAAAGUGRCGAACAAUCACUGCAACACCGCGCCAAGCGCGCACACGUCACGCUGCCCUCACCCGAACAAACGGAACCCGACAGCACCUCCACCAACACCGGCACACUGCGACAUUUUCGCAAGCGACGCGCCAGCGCCAAAUUGGCUGGCACGCCGCUCCAACAGCCAGCUGGUAGUGUUGGCGGCGGCGGUGGCGACGGYAAUGCCAAUGCUGCCGCUGCGCUAAUGGCGGACAAUGCGAACGCCAGCGAAGAUGAAUUGCUGCUAAUGGAACGCGUCUUGCGCACCAGUCAUAAUUGUCUCUUCUGCGAUGCACGCUUCACCAAUGACAUAGCGUUGCGCAAACAUCAUCAGCUGGCGCACAGCAAUCAAGCCUCCAUGCCGUUUGUUUGUUCGAUCUGUAAGCGCGGUUUUCGUAUGCGCUCCGCCCUCCAUCGUCACAUGGAGACACACGAUAGCGAGGGGCGGCCAUACGAGUGCACGUUGUGUCAUGUGCGCUUCCCGCGCCCCUCCCAGCUGACGUUGCACAAAUURACGGUGCAUUUUCUGCGCAAACCGCAUGCCUGCGAUGUGUGUGGCAAGCAAUUUGGCACGGAGAGCGCACUUAAGACGCAUAGCAAAUUUCAUGCAGCGCACUUGGAGAGCCAUAUGCCUUUGGGCGUUUUUAUGUCCGACGGUGCCGUCCARCUGCCAGCCGGCGUUGAGGCCGAACACCAACAACCAGUGUCCGACUAUAACGAAGAAGAGGAUGAGGAGGCGCAUGAAGAGGAGAYUGUGUUGGAGCAGCAGCAGCAGCAGCAGCAGCAACAGCAGCAGUCGCAAAUCGAAAUUGAACAACCACAAGCGCAAGCGAUACGCGAACAGCAAGAGCUGGAGCAGCUGCUUGAAGAUGAGCAGGAGGAACAAGAUAUGCAUGAUGUACAAACAGCUGAAGCACAUGGUGAAGUUGAUGAUGAAAUGGCCGGCACGCCAAUGGCGGUGGAUAGUGUUGUUGAGCAGCACGAGCAACAAGUGUUGGCUGAACACGAGGCGACGGUGGGCAAUGAGUCAACACAACAACAACAGCAACAGCAACAAAAUGCUGAUGACUGUAUGUUUGCGGCCAGCUGUAGUCCCAGCACCACCACCGGCGCCAGUCCGUAUGCYUUUGCGGCAGAUGCCAACAGUCACUUAAACCAUUCCGAUAUAAGCACCACCAGCAACACUGGCGUCACAACAGCCAACAACAGYACCGCAAACAGCACUCKCAUUGAAGGGGCUAACGGUUGCAGCAGUAGCGCUAAAUAGUCUCCGGCCAUUGCGUACAUUGUAGGCCAACAGCCACCGACGAUUGUGCUCUACUAUUGUACGGACAAAUAACAGGAGAAGACGGUGGCGGCGGGAAAGGGGGCGGGUGAGGGUGAGGCGUUCAAACAUCAAGCAAUAUGCCAUAGCUAGCAGGCGCAAUUGUAUAGCAGCGCGGGGGGUGUUAGAUUGAGCAUUUAAAUACGUCCUAUCACUCGCUGUCAGCCCUACAACAAAAGAAAAAAAAAAUAGAACAGUUAUUGUAGUAUCUACUUUGACCUAAAUUGAGUUUUACACAAUGCUAUUAAAUGUUUACAUUUUCAAUUUGCUUGACUUGGCCUUGCGCUGGUGAGCUUUUUCCUAUUUUUAUUGCUAAAAAAUCAUUUAAUACAUGUGAAUUUGAGAAAUAUUUGAAAUUUUACUGAGGCUUUACUGAGUCAAAAAACCAAUUCUUACUUGCAAUUUUAUAAUAGCAACUGUACUUUGAGUGACUAAUUUGCAGCAUUACUUAAAUGCUGAACUAGCAAAA